AGGCUCGAGGGCCGCAGAGCCCAGGGCCCGGCAGCGGGCUCUCGGGCCGCCUCUCAUCCAUCCCUGGGGGGGGGCUGCCUGGAGCCCCGGGGCGCCAUGAUCGACAGCCUCUUCCUCGUAUCCGGCAGCGGGAACCAUGUGCUGGAGAGGCACUUCCGCGGCACUACGCCGCGCAUCGUGUGCGAGCCGUUCAUGGAGCUGCUGCGCAGCAGCGACCGCCUCGAGGGCAUCCCCGGGGUGAUGUGCCGCGACCGGCGGCACGCCCUCAUCUCGGGCAGUGCCAAGGGGGUUGUGUUCCUCUGCAGGAGGAGCCGCCCCUGGCCGUCUUCGAGCUCCUGGAAAGGGUGCACCAUGUGCUGGCGCGGUACUUGGGCGACGUGAACGAAGACUCGCUGCGGCAGAACUUCUCUACGGUCUACCUCCUCUCGAGGAAGAGAACCCGAUGAUAGACAGCGGGCUGCCGUUCACCACCGAGCUCAACAGCCUGGAGUCGAUCAUCGCGCCGCCCUCGGCGCUCGGCAGGGUCGUCCAGGCGGUGGCCGGGAGCAGCACGGCGGUGCUGUCGGACGUGCCCCCGGAGGCCGGCGGCGGCCAGGCCGGCGGAGCCCUGGGGGCGCUGUCCACCGCCCUGGGAGCGGGGGCGCACACGCAGAUAGGCGGCGCCUCCGCCGAGGUGUGGUGGCGCCGGCAGAACGUAUCGUAUGCCUCCAACGAGGUGUACGUCGACAUCGUCGAGUCGAUCGACUGCAUCUGCAAUGGUAGUGGCAGCAUGGUCUCGGGCGGGAUCAAGGGGGACAUCCUGGUCAACAGCAAGUUGAGCGGGCUACCCGAGGUCCUCCUGACGCUGCGAAACCCCGGAGUGCUGCAGAACGUGUCCUUCCACCCGUGCGUGCGACUGCACCGCUACGAGCGGGAUCGGGCGCUGGCCUUUGUCCCCCCAGACGGCGAGUUCACCCUCGCCUCGUAUUGGAUCCCUGAUACGACCCUCGUCUUGCCGUUCAAUUUCAACGUAUCCCUCACGUAUCACCAGGAACACGCGAAGCUGCAGAUCGUGGCGAACCCCAAGCUGGCAGUGACGAUGCAGCACAAGCAGAUGUUGAUCGACAAGUUCUGUGUGAACGUCCGCCUGCCGUCUUCCAUUGCCUCUGCCACCUUGAACUGCCAAGGGGGAAGCAUCCGCUUCGACGAGGACUCCAAGGUGGUGGUGUGGAACAUCGGCAAACUCGCCGGCCAGGAGAACAAGGCGGACGCCACACUGAUAUACGCCACAGACCCCAGGGAUGGAUCUCCGAUAGUGCCCUCCGAAGAGAAGUCCACGUCACAGCUGCAUUUUGCGAUCAAGGGCUGGGCCAUCUCUGGCAUCCGGCUCGACGCCUGCGACGUAAGCGGCACCAAUUACACCCCCUACAAGGCCAGCAGGUACACAACGACCUCUGGCAGGAUGGACUUCCGGGUCGCCUAGGUCUCCUGAGUGCACCAUCCGUGUAGCAUGAGCGGCCGGAAAUGCGAGCAGGACGGAGAGGACUUGCCCUCCUGGCUUCGACACCCCUCCCGAAAGGUCGUUGAGACAAUAGGUUCCUUGGGUGUGGGGGCUGAGGACUA
Molecule: messenger RNA, 1602 nt
Organism: Prorocentrum cordatum
Lineage: Eukaryota; Dinophyceae; Prorocentrales; Prorocentraceae
Source: the annotation of a GenBank genome assembly